UUAAUGAAUAUACGAUUCUUAAUCAAUGAAACUUGCUGUUUUAAGCUUGAAGAUUCAGACAAAUUAGUACUAUUGCAUAGAUAAAAUUUUGGUUAACCUCUCUUUGUAGGUUCUCUGCCUCUCUACUAGUAGUCUAGUACCAUAUAUUAGCAGCCGUUUUUUUUCAUCUGUUGCACCCUGAAACUCAUUUGGACUCCAUGAAUUCAGCGCAGCUAAAGAAGAUGCACUCGGAGCCACCAUGCAGCAAUCCGAAUUGUUUCUUCUGCACCAUGCGUGAGCCGGACCCGUCUCAAAGAAGAGCAAAGCUCGAGCAAUGCUUCAAAGAGAUGCCUCUCAGAGAUGAUGAAGAGCACGUGUUGGUCUUAAGUGGGCUGUGGAACAUUUCCAUGACUCGACCCGAUGAUCCAGAGUUUCCUUCCCUUGGUAUAUUUGAAUGCAUGGCCAAGCUUAUCCAUAGAGGCAUCACUGAUCAAAACUGGCUUCUUAGAGGUCAGAACAUCUAUAUCCCCUACUAUGCCGCUCAUAUCAUCGGUUCAUAUACGAUGGACAACCCCAAAUUUGCAGAAAAAGCCGUUCACUCGGGUGUGAUUCCGCCAUUAAUGGAGCUUUUGAGAGGCAAGAUGAGUUGGGUUGAGCAAAGAGUUGCAGUUCGAGCAUUGGGUCAUUUAGCAAGCCAUGAAAACACAUUUGAAGCUGUUGGUGUACAUGAAGUGGAGGUCAUAAGCUGUGGUAUGGAGAUAGCUAGCACUUGCCUUGAAGUUGUUUACGAGGAGUUCGUUGGAAUAAAAGCUAGAAAGAGACCCAAAUAUCAUUGUGAUUUGCUCACAAGGGGACAUGGAGGGUUGCAGUUGCAGUUAAAAAAAGCAGAGGAAUGGGCCAGUCAGCUUCAGUGUUGGUCACUUCAUCUAUUGAAUUGCUUUGCAUGCAAAGAAAGAUCACUCAAUCUCAUCUGCAACAAAGAGUUUCUAAACAAUUUGUGUGGAAUGUGGGGUGGAUUACUCAAUCUCACAUCUCCUGCAGGCAUUGGAUUACUCAAAACCCUUUCUUCAUACAAAACAGGAAGGGAAAAUGUAGUAAAGUCAAGACGAGUGCUCGAUAGUCUUUGCAAUGUUUCAAGAUCUUCAGAUGAUUGGCAAAACUUGGCCAUCGAUUGUCUUUUGUUGCUUCUCAAAGACCCCCAGACAAGAUAUCAAGUUAUUGAGGCUGCAGCAUUGUCUCUUGCUGAUCUAGCUGAACUUACAGGGCUUGGAGAAGCAAUAACUCAAGCUUUGUUGCAGGAUUACUGCAAAAUCAAAUAUGCGUUCUUGAAGCUGAAGAGCAAGGAAGCUGAGAAAGCAUUGGAAGAGCUGUGGGAUUUGAAGGUUGAGAAGAUUAAAAGAGAUAAACUUAUGUCUGAACAAGAGGUGGAAGAGAGACGCCUGUUGAUUGGGGAGAUGAAAAAACAAGGCAACCAGAAGUUUUGGUCUGGGAAAAUCGAGAGCGCUUGUGACAUAUAUUCAAAUGCCUUAGAAUUGUGUCCUUUAAACAUGGGGAGAGAGAGGAUUGUUCUUUACAGCAACAGAGCACAGUGUCAUCUGCUACUCAAAAACCCAGCAGCUGCCAUUAGUGACACUACUAGAGCUCUUUGCUUAUCAGGUACGGCGAGUCCUCACAGUAAAAGCUUUUGGAGAAGGUCACAAGCAUAUGACAUGAAAGGAUUGGGCAAAGAGAGCUUGAUGGACUGCUUAACGUUCAUCAACACUCGAAUGAAAUCUGAGCAUACGAAACGUGCAAGGAUCCCGUACUACGCAGCACGGAUGAUCAACAAACAGAUGAAUGCCACGUGGAUAUUUGCAAAUGCAAAGUCAAAACUUUGCAUGAAAAAGGACAGAACAGUGCAUGAAUUGGAGUCCAAAGGAAAAUACCAGCUGCAGGAAAUGAUGAUGAUGAGAUUAAUGGAUGCUAAGGACAAGGGUUUACCUGAUAGGCCGACCAUUGUAGAAGACCCUAAAGCUGAAAAGAGGAGGAGGAGGAAGAUGGAAAAAGCGGGCAGAAGGAAAAAAGACAUCGUCCGGAUUGAGAGAGAAUCAAGUGGUGUCGAUCACGGAGUAAGAGAUGGAAGGAAUUGAGUCUUCAAUUUUCAUUACAGAGACAAGGGUUAAGAUUAAUAUUUCAAUUUGUGAAGCUUAUACAAAAAGUAGCAUGUAUUUGUCGAUGGUAGAGAAGAAGCUACAAUGGUAGAGUAGAAGCUACAACCAUUGUAACUUUGAAUUCUGUCUCUUAUUUGUCGAUGGUAGAUAAGAAGCUACAAUGGUAGAGUAGAAGCUACAACCAUUGUAACUUUGAAUUCUGUCUCUUGUUAGGCUUACACAAAUACAAACCAUAAAAAAAAAACAUGAUAGCAUCCCUCUUUUUA
Molecule: messenger RNA, 2395 nt
Organism: Hibiscus syriacus
Lineage: Eukaryota; Viridiplantae; Streptophyta; Magnoliopsida; Malvales; Malvaceae
Exons: 2
Coding region: 198-2108 (636 amino acids)
Molecular function (GO): protein binding
Source: RefSeq, a predicted model, not a curated record